AUGCAAAGUUGGACUGAAAAGUUGGAUAAUCCAACUCUAAGUGUUAUUCCUCAUGAUUAUCUACGUCCUUUCCAAGAACCAUUCACUCAGCAAGGUUCUUACUCUGUGGCCAUUCCUCAAUUAGACGUACCUGCUCACUUCCCUAAUAAGUACGUUGUGGGUCUCAGCGUUUGGGCGUCCAUAGUGUUCAGAACUACUGGUGACGAUGAUAUCGUUUUAUAUAUUGCUGACAACAAAGUGUUAAGAUUUACCAUUCAGCCUAGCUGGACUUUCCAACAGCUUUAUGACGUGGUUAACAAGGAAUUGCAAUCUUUACCCCCAUCCGAUGGCGUAAAUUUCGAUUCAUUAUCAGAGACGAUCCAAAAGAAUCAAGAUUUGGAAAAGGCUCCCCAGUUAUUCCGCUUAGCGUUUUUAAAAGAUGAUCAUGAUUUCAAUUUAGAACAUUUCAAACACCAUCGUGUUGAUUUUGCCCUAAAUUUGAACACUUUAAAUGGUAAUAGUUCGGUACUUGAAUUCAAAUACAAUGAACUACUGUACUCUUUGGAGAGAAUCUCUAUCAUGGCAGAUCAAUUUUUACAAUUCACAUCUAGUGUGGUGAAAGAUCCUUCGCAAUCUAUUACCGAGAUUUCACUCUUGACACCUGCCACGGAACGUGUAGUACCUAAUCCAAGAGCUGAUUUAAACUGGUCUGGAUUCGUUGGUUGUAUCCACGACAUCUUUCAAGAUAAUGCAGAAAAAUUCCCAGAGAGAACAUGUGUCGUGGAAACACCCCCCUUCCAUUCCACAAAGACUCGUAUUUUUACCUAUAGAGACAUUAAUCGUGCCUCUAAUAUUGUAGCUCACUAUUUGGUAAAAACCGGUAUUAAAAGAGGUGAUGUGGUCAUGAUUUAUUCCUCUCGUGGUGUUGAUCUAAUGGUAUGUGUCAUGGGUGUCUUAAAAGCAGGUGCUACUUUCUCCGUCAUUGAUCCAGCUUAUCCACCAGCUAGACAGAAUAUCUAUUUAGGUGUUGCUAAACCUCGCGGGUUAAUUGUUAUUAAAGCAGCAGGUGAAUUAGAUCAAAUAGUCGAGGAUUACAUCACUAAGGAACUCGAUAUCGUUAGUCGUAUUCCUUCAAUUGCAUUACAGGAUGACGGAUCUUUACAAGGGUCCUUAGGUAGUAACGAUGUUUUGGCUCCUUUCGAACACUUGAAAGAUACCCGUACAAGUGUUGUUGUAGGUCCUGAUUCUAAUCCUACUCUUUCUUUCACUUCUGGUUCUGAAGGUAUCCCUAAAGGUGUCUUGGGUAGACAUUAUUCUUUAGCUUAUUAUUUCUCUUGGAUGUCCAAGCAAUUCAAUUUAUCUGAAAAUGAUAAAUUUACCAUGUUGAGUGGUAUUGCUCAUGAUCCUAUUCAGAGAGAUAUGUUCACACCAUUGUUCUUGGGUGCUCAACUAUAUGUACCAACCCAAGAUGAUAUCGGUACUCCAGGUAAAUUAGCAGAAUGGAUGAGCACGCAUGGCUGCACUGUUACCCAUUUGACUCCAGCUAUGGGUCAAUUGCUAACGGCCCAGGCUGUGGCACCUUUCCCCGAAUUGCACCACGCUUUCUUCGUGGGUGAUAUUUUAACCAAACGUGAUUGUUUGAGAUUACAGACUUUAGCUGAAAACUGCUGCAUUGUCAACAUGUAUGGUACUACUGAAACACAGAGAGCUGUUUCUUUCUUCGAGGUCAAAUCAAGAUCUCAAGAUCCAGAUUUCUUGAAGAGGUUGAAAGACGUCAUGCCAGCUGGUAAAGGUAUGCUCAACGUUCAAGUGCUAAUCGUGAAUAGAAAUGAUCCUACUCAGCUUUGUGGUGUUGGUGAAAUUGGUGAAAUGUAUGUGCGUGCUGGUGGUCUUGCUGAGGGUUACCGUGGUCUUCCAGACUUGAAUAAAGAAAAGUUCGUGGACAACUGGUUUGUUGAGAAAGGUCAUUGGGACAAUUUAGAUAAGGACAAUGGUGAACCAUGGAGGCAAUUCUGGUUCGGUCCUAGAGAUAGGUUGUACAGGACUGGUGAUCUGGGUCGUUACUUACCAGAUGGUAACUGUGAAUGCUGUGGUCGUGCUGAUGACCAAGUCAAGAUCCGUGGUUUCAGAAUCGAACUGGGUGAAAUUGAUACUCACAUUUCCCAGCAUCCUCUUGUUAGAGAAAACAUCACUUUGGUGCGUAAGAACGCUGAGGAUGAACCUACAUUAAUUACCUUCAUGGUCCCCCGAUUCGAUAAACCAGAAGAGCUAUCCAAAUUCCAAAGUGAAGUGCCAGAAUCCGUAAGAUCUAAUCCUGUUGUUAAGGGUUUGGUCGGCUACCAUUUGUUGGCCAAAAAUAUCAAGGAAUUCUUGAAGAAAAGAUUGGCCAACUAUGCCAUCCCAUCAUUGACUAUAGUAUUGGAGAAAUUGCCCUUGAACCCCAAUGGUAAAGUUGACAAGCCUAAGUUGCAAUUCCCUUCUAAGAAAGAUUUGGACUUAGCUGCCGCCAAUACUAUCACGGAUAUCGAUGACUCUGAAUUUUCUCCCGAAGAACGUGAAGUUCGUGAUUUGUGGCUAAGUGUUUUACCAACCAAACCAGCAUCUGUUAGCCCCGAUGAUUCUUUCUUCGAUCUUGGUGGCCAUUCCAUCUUAGCUACCAGAAUGAUUUUCUCCGCAAAGAAGAAGUUAAAUGUGGAUCUUCCUCUGGGCACUAUCUUCAAGUACCCAACCAUCAAACAGUUUGCUGCUGCCAUCUCUGGUGCAGGUGCAGGAUCUGUGGAAUCAGUUCCUACUUCUGCAGGAAUCAACUACGCUAAGGAUGCGGAAGAAUUGGUUAAGACUUUGCCUGCUUCUUAUGCAUCUCGCGAGCCAUUUGUCUCUCCUAAGGAUACCAAGCAAAAGUCUGUCAUAAAUGUUUUCGUCACCGGUGUAACUGGUUUCUUGGGUUCUUAUAUCCUUGCUGACUUGUUAAACCGUUCCACACCAAAUUACGAGAUCAAAGUUUUUGCUCAUGUACGUGCUCAAGAUGAGGCUAAAGGUUUAGAAAGGUUGACCACAGCUGGUCAGACUUACGGUGUUUGGAAUCCAUCUUUUGCCUCUCGUAUCCAGGUGGUUUUGGGUGAUUUAUCCAAACCUCAAUUUGGAUUGACCGAUAGUCGCUGGGCGCAACUAACUAAUGAAAUUGAUGUGAUUAUCCACAAUGGUGCAUUGGUUCAUUGGGUCUUCCCUUAUGACAAGUUGAGAGAUUCAAACGUCAUCUCUACUAUCAAUGUUAUGAAUUUAGCAGCCAGCGGUAAGCCUAAAUUCUUCGACUUCGUCUCGUCCACUUCUACAUUGGAUAAUGAACACUACUUUAAAUUAUCUGAUAAAUUGGUAGCUGAAGGUAAAGUUGGUUUACAAGAAUCAGAUGAUUUGAUGGGAUCUUCCACUGGUCUUGGUGGUGGUUAUGGUCAAUCUAAAUGGGCAGCUGAACAUAUCAUUAGACGUGCUGGUGAAAAGGGAUUACGCGGAUGUAUUGUUAGACCAGGUUAUGUGACAGGUGCAUCAAAGAAUGGAUCUUCAAACACUGAUGAUUUCUUACUACGUCUUUUGAAAGGUGCUGUUCAAUUAGGUAAGGUUCCUGAUAUUAGAAAUUCUACUAACAUGGUGCCGGUAGAUCAUGUCGCUAGAGUCGUUGUAGCAACUGCAUUGAACCCACCAUCUGAGAAUGAAUUCACCGUUGCUCAUGUUACCGCCCAUCCACGUAUUUUAUUGAAAGAUUAUUUAUGUCAAUUAGGCGAAUAUGGAUACAAUGUGGAACUAGUCAGUUAUGACUCUUGGAGACAAACUCUUGAAUCCUGUGUCGUUGAAAAGGGUCAAGAUAAUGCCCUUUACCCAUUAUUACACAUGGUAUUGGAUAACUUACCGGCCAAUACAAUAGCACCUGAAUUAGACGAUGCCAACGCAGUCAAAUCGUUACAAAAAGAUACUAUUUGGUCUGGUGAAGAUGUUAGUAGUGGAAAAGGUGCUACACCUGAACAAAUUGGUAUUUACAUUGCCUUUUUGAUCAAGACCGGAUUUUUAGCACCACCAAAUCAUAAUGGUAAAUUGAGUUUACCAACGAUACACAUCUCUGAUAAACAAUUAGAGUUAAUUUCUUCUGGUGCUGGUGCCCGUAGGUAA
This is a messenger RNA of Zygosaccharomyces rouxii, 4140 nucleotides long. RefSeq names its product L-aminoadipate-semialdehyde dehydrogenase (gene LYS2). Lineage: Eukaryota; Fungi; Ascomycota; Saccharomycetes; Saccharomycetales; Saccharomycetaceae. Bases 1 to 4140 code for a protein of 1379 amino acids. The record is from RefSeq and is a predicted model, not a curated record. Gene Ontology annotation, molecular function: phosphopantetheine binding; L-aminoadipate-semialdehyde dehydrogenase [NAD(P)+] activity. Gene Ontology annotation, biological process: L-lysine biosynthetic process. The transcript has a single exon.